AUGGGAAGUGAAAGACAAUUUCACUCGACCGCUCCACCGUCCUCGUCGUCCUCCUCCACCUUUGAUUCUGCACCGGUGCAUAUGCAACAACCACAGCAACAGCAACAACAACAACAACAACAACAGCAGCAGCAGGUGCCACCACGGCAUCCGCAACAACCGUCCCAGACGUCCUCAACGCCACAGCAGCAACCGCCUUCCUUUAUGCAGCUUUCAAACCAUCACGAAACCUCCCCUUCUUCGCCCAGUAAAAGCUACUCUCAAUAUAGCACCCCGACACCGACCAAUUAUACCCAGCCAAUGACCAUCCCAAUCUCUCAUACUGAAAAUGGUAGAAAAAAUAGCACCGUGCCUGCACCCGCCUACUAUGAAGACAACUACAAUACUUACAAUGGGAAACAACAAGACGCUUCUUUGGUAUCACCGACAAGCCCUCACAGCUUUGACGAAGAAAUGCAACAAAGAAACAUGCAACAUUUGUUUGAGAAGAAGAGACGACGGCGAGAAUCACACAAUGCCGUGGAACGGCGACGACGUGACAAUAUCAAUGAACGGAUCAAUGAGCUGGCUACCCUGUUACCCGAUAGAGAGGCGCACAAAACCAAUAAAGGCACCAUCCUGAAAAAGUCGGUGGAUCAUAUUCGAGUGCUUCACGAUAAAUUGCACCAACAACAGCAACGCAUCCAGGAACUGGAAAACAUGCUGGAUAUGUAUCGCGGACAUAUGAAUCCAUCGCCGUCCCAACCAUCCUCCUCCGCUCGCCAAUUGUCGCAACCGCAGCAUCAACAGCAUCAACAGCCCUCCUCACAAACUCCACAGCCAUCUCAAUUACAGCAACAGCAACACCAACAACAUCAGCAACAGCAACAGCAACAGCAACAGCAACCGCUGCCUGCCAUGGUUCCACCGGGACAUCCUUUAGACCUAUCUCGAAUUCAGCCGCAAAUGACCAGUCAUGCUACGUCUUCUUACCGGCAUGAUGGCUAA
Molecule: messenger RNA, 987 nt
Organism: Radiomyces spectabilis
Lineage: Eukaryota; Fungi; Mucoromycota; Mucoromycetes; Mucorales; Radiomycetaceae
Exons: 2
Coding region: 1-987 (328 amino acids)
Biological process (GO): regulation of transcription by RNA polymerase II
Cellular component (GO): nucleus
Molecular function (GO): DNA-binding transcription factor activity, RNA polymerase II-specific; protein dimerization activity; RNA polymerase II cis-regulatory region sequence-specific DNA binding
Source: RefSeq, a predicted model, not a curated record